UGUCAUUGUGCCAAAAGAAACCGUGGACGUGGACGUUGGCCGAGCCAGGGUCAAACAGUGUUUCCGGCCGUUGUCAAGCACUGACAUGAGCGAACCCCUCAACAGGCCCCCUUCACUCCCCUUCUUUGAGACGUUGCACGAUAAGGAGCUCCAGAACUGAUUCUGCUCCCUCGGUCAAUGAAGCUCUCGCGUGUCUCCCAUCUCUGAAAGCAGAUCGACUGGGCAGCUGCUACACUCUAACGCGCGACCGCUCGUUGCCAGUCAGCUUAUUCACGUUGCACGUCACAUCCGGGCAGGUCGACAUACUGCGUACGGAGUACUACCAGUCUCGCGGACCUGUAAUGAUGUAUCCGUCGGGCACCAUGCACUUGAUCCACAUAUCGUUCCCGGGGUCCGUUCUUGGGCUUGCAAACCCGCUCAUCGCGGCUCGCCUUGUCGCAGUAUGGAGUACGGUCAUCGACCAGACUCUUGGGUCGGACACACAGGCUGUGAACAAGGGCCUCACUUCAGCAUUACUGCGCAAUAACAUGUUGCGUUACAAAAACACGACGGUCGAUGAUGCCUACCGCUUCUCUUAUGUCUUUUGAGCGCCAAAUGGCAAGCAUUCAGAUUGCUCUUGCAAUACUGCCACAAUUCGA
This is a messenger RNA of Microdochium trichocladiopsis, 638 nucleotides long. RefSeq lists its product as uncharacterized. Lineage: Eukaryota; Fungi; Ascomycota; Sordariomycetes; Xylariales; Microdochiaceae. The record is from RefSeq and is a predicted model, not a curated record. Bases 342 to 587 code for a protein of 81 amino acids. The transcript has 2 exons.